UUCAAGUAAUGUGAAAAAAACUGCUCUCUGUCACGUGACUAGGCGCUGCUCAGUGCUGUAGAGUCACAGCAGGCUUUGACCAGCAUGCUAUCUUUCUCCUGCCGUACAAACGUCUCGUUUGACUUCAUUUAAACCCGAAUAGGCAGCAGUGCUCACAGAUCUGUACUUUCUCUGUAAGCCUGGCCUGUCUACAAAGUCUUAUCAAAUGGAUAAUGGAGACUGGGGGCACAGGAUGACUCACCCAGUCACCUUAAAUGUGGGAGGUCACCUCUACACCACUUCAAUUUCCACACUCCAGCGGUACCCUGACUCAAUGCUGGGUGCCAUGUUCCGUGGGGACUUACCCACCACACGAGAUGCUCAAGGAAACUACUUCAUUGACAGGGAUGGCACUCUGUUCCGCUACAUACUGAACUUUCUGCGCACAUCAGAACUGACUCUGCCAUGUGACUUCAUGGAGAUGGAUCUCCUGCGUAAAGAAGCUGAUUUUUAUCAGAUCGAGCCCUUAAUCCAAUGCCUCAGUGACCCAAAGCCACUGUACCCUCUAGAUACCUUUGAACAGGUGGUAGAGCUGUCCAGUACCCGCAAACUCUCUAAGUACUCAAACCCAGUAGCUGUUAUUAUUACCCAGCUGACCAUCACCACUAAAGUACAUGCACUGCUGGAGGGAAUCUCCAAUAACUUCACAAAGUGGAACAAACACAUGAUGGACACAAGAGACUGUCAAGUGUCCUUCACCUUCGGACCUUGUGACUACCAUCAGGAGGUAUCUCUCAGGGUUCACCUCAUGGACUAUAUCACCAAACAGGGCUUCACAAUCCGAAACACUCGGGUUCACCACAUGAGUGAACGUGCCAAUGAGAACACAGUGGAGCACCACUGGACUUUCUGCAGGCUUGCUUACAAAGUAGAAGACUGACGACACACCAAACUGUUCAAAACUGCUGUUGCCAAUGCUAUAAGUUAAUUAUGAUACAUCUAUUUCAUUGUUUGUUGCGUGACCAAACUCAAUAAUUACAGAAAAGGGGAAAAUACUAUUGAUAAAUGAUCAACCAAAUUUAGUGUUUUAUUCAUUCUGCAAAGUUUUUUUUCUUUCUUAAAUAAGAUCAUUCCAUGUAUUGAAGGAAAGGUUAGAACAAGUUUAAUCCACAUGCUGUAGCCCACUAUAGGAUCCUCAGAUUGCUUUUAAUGAAUCAUGUAGCAAAAUAAUUAUUCAUAUAUUCAGUCUAGAUAAAAAUUCUACAAAGGAUUUGCACUAUGUGCGACAUCACAAUCCUGAAUGCAUGCAUGUUAUAACAUGUACGUAAUAUAUUAAAUUGUUGUCAAAUUAGACUUCUUUCAUUUUUUUUCCUGUCCUUUAACUCUUACCAUCUUUUCUUAAUGGCACUUGACCAUAUAACAUUAAAUGUUAUGUUUAACAAACCUCAAAUGUUAGAGGUUUGUUAGACCUAACCUUGAAAUUUAUAUGCAUGUGCAUAUUUUUGUGAUACAAUUAUUGACUGUAGCCUAUCAGUUAUCAUAACCCUCUACCAUGUGCACCAGUGUUUUUGAUUCUUUGUCUUUUAGCAGCUAUUAUUUGGGUAGUGAAUACAUCCUGGUGAUGCAGUGUUAAGAUUUUUAAAAAUCUAUCUCACUGCAAAUACACUGUCAUUUAGCAGACACCCUUAUCCAAUUUAUACUGAGCAGUUGAAGUUUAAGGGCCCUGCUCAGGGGCCCAGCAGUACCAGCUUUUUGGACCUGGGAUUCAAACUCAUGACCUUCUGAUUAGUAGUCUAAUGCUUUAAACACUAGGUUACCACAUCCCUACAAAUAAAUUCCCGAUGUAGAAAUAAGAGUGUGUCCCAUAUACUGUAAUUGAUUGAAGUCAGAUUGAAGUCAUAUCCAGAGUGUAUUCCUGCUUUGCUUCCAGCAUUCGCAGCGUAGGAUCUAGAGAAGCACCACAACCCUUAGCGGAAUAAAGUGGUUUCUCAACAUGUGUUAAUAACAAAAAUGAUAUAAAUGUACACCUAAAAGUUGUGCUUUUGAUUGUUGAGCCAAGAGAGUGUGACAAAUUGUACAGAGCAACAGGCUGCAGUCAGUAACCUCAUUAAAAAAAUGCCCAAGGCAGGUGUACGUAAUAAUGUGGCCACUGCUUGUUCAUACUCGGAGGGGUUAAAAUUCAAUGCAAGAGCUGUAUGCUGACGAAAAGCGUGAUUCUCCCCUCUGUGCAACCUAAACUUGGUACAAUCCUUUUUAAUAACCUAUGACCACGAGCAGUGACGUGACGUCAACACCGCCAUGUUGCCCUGUCAUGUCAGCUUACAUUAACAUGCGUGAAGGUAAAGAGAGAAGGGAAGGACGAGAAAAUGUCACAGCGUAAAUAAAUAUAUAAUAAAGAUACAUUAAUAAAGAGCGCUACGCUUUUUGAGGCAUUUUCAACUGUUUUUUUUUCGCCGAUACCAGGAGCAGGCGACAUGUUUAGAAAGAGCAGAAACAUUCAGUAUAUUCUAAGUAUUGUUCCAGGGAAACGACGCUUCGGAGUUUACCGAUUUUUGCCCAUCUUCUUCUGCAUCGGCGGUGUCAUGGAGUGGGUCAUGAUAAACGUACGAAUAGGACGAGAGACAUUUUAUGAUGUCUACAGGAGAAAGCGCUCUGAGAGGGAAUACCAACAGAAAAUUGAGGAUGGGAUAAUCGUACUUCCUGAAUCAGAACCAAAAUAAACAUUUUUCACUACUGCAAAUAUGUUCAUUCAAGCUAAGUGAUACCAGAGAAAAAUGAGAUGCAAUAAGUCCUUUGCCAGGGACAUUGACUCUUUAUCAUAGAUAUGUCGCCUUGUAUAAGGCAGUACAUUGGAACGAAUGCGUCAAUAGAGCCGCCAUCUUGGUACAGUGGACCCCCUCCUCUUAAUUCAUCAGCGUCAAUGUAGGCAAAGAAAUAAAAUCACCAUAAAUCGUCA
Molecule: messenger RNA, 2935 nt
Organism: Tachysurus fulvidraco (yellow catfish)
Lineage: Eukaryota; Metazoa; Chordata; Actinopteri; Siluriformes; Bagridae
Gene: kctd6b
Product: potassium channel tetramerization domain containing 6b
Exons: 4
Coding region: 206-919 (237 amino acids)
Biological process (GO): protein homooligomerization
Molecular function (GO): protein binding
Source: RefSeq, a predicted model, not a curated record